GGCGGGGCCCCGGUGCUCUCGUGGUGAACUCGGACGUUGUGUGUGUUACCUGGGGAGGCCCCUUUCCAGGAGUCACCUGCAUCCAUACUUAAGUCUCUGCCUUCAAACUCAUUCUCAACCCAGGGAAGUCUCUAGAAACCACUAUUGUGCUUUCUACUUCUAUGAGAUCAACUUUUUUAGCUUCCACAUAUGAGUGAGAACGUGAGAAGGUUUCAAGAAUAUAACAAUAAUUAACUGUGUAUACAAGGGUGGAAGGAAGAUGAGGACUGAGAAAGGACCUUUCACAUGAGCAACAAGGAGAUCAUGGUGACCUUUGACAGAGCAUUUCUAGCAUCAUGGGAGAAAGGAGGAAAGAGAGGAAGCAGAAUCCAAGGCAGCUGAGAGACAAAGACGUUCAGACAUUUUGACGGUUUAUCUGGACUAGUUAUUCCUAGAAUGUGCACAUGAAAGUGAAUGAUUUAUUUGAUAAGCUCAGCGUAGAGAGAAAACUAUGUCCUUGCCUCCACCCAUCUCCAUAUCAGAAAUGGAACCAAAUGGCACCUUCAGCAACAAGAACUGUACAAUUGCAAACUUCAAGAGAGAAUUUUACCCAAUCGUAUACCUGAUAAUAUUUGUCUGGGGAUCUUUGGGAAAUGGCCUUUCCAUAUAUGUUUUCCUGCAGCCUUCUAAGAAGACCACGUCUGUGAACGUUUUCAUGCUAAACCUGGCCAUUUCGGAUCUCUUGUUCAUAAGCACACUUCCCUUCAGGGCUGACUAUUACCUCAGAGGCUCUGAUUGGAUUUUUGGGGACCUGGCCUGCAGGAUUAUGUCUUAUUCCUUGUAUGUCAACAUGUACAGCAGCAUUUACUUCCUGACCGUGUUGAGCGUUGUGCGCUUCCUGGCAACUGUUCACCCUUUUCGGCUUCUCCAUAUCACCAGCAUCAGGAGUGCCUGGGUCCUGUGUGGGAUCAUAUGGAUAUUCAUGAUGGCUUCCUCAAUAAUGCUGCUGAAGAAUGGCUCUGAGCGGAAGGGCAAUGUCACAUUAUGUUUAGAGCUGAAUCUCAAUACAGUUAACAAAUUGCAGAUCAUGAACCUGAUUGCCCUGGUGGUGGGCUUCCUGCUGCCGUUAUUCACGCUCAGCAUCUGUUACCUGAUGAUCAUUCGAGUCCUGUUAAAGGUGGAGGUCCCAGAAUCAGGGCUGCGGGUUUCUCACAGGAAGGCGCUGACCACCAUCAUCAUCGCCUUGAUCAUCUUCCUCCUGUGUUUCCUGCCCUAUCACACACUAAGGACCCUCCACCUGAUCUCGUGGGAAAUGGGUAAAUGCAAAGAAGCGCUGCAUAAAGCUGUGAUUGUCGCACUGGCCUUGGCGGCCGCCAACAGCUGCAUCAAUCCUUUGCUCUAUUACUUUGCUGGGGAGAAUUUUAAGGACAGACUGAAGGCUGCACUUAGAAAAUAUUAUCCACAGAAGGCAAAGACAAAGUGCAGCUCUUCUGUUUGUCUGUGGUUGAAAAAGGAAACAAGAGUGUAAGGAGUUAUUAGGUGAUGCCUGUUUUUGUAUCCUCCUGUCCACCGUCCACCACGCACAGUCUCCAGUAGCUUUGUAUUUACACCAUUGCCAUCAAGGGUCAAUCUCAAGAUUUAAUUGACCAUGACUUUUGUUAAUAAGACCUACUUCAAAAAUUUUAUUAGGUGUAUUUUCAGUGAUUGAGUCUUUAUGAGAGAGAGAGGAGGAAAAGUCCCUACUAGAGUCUUACAGGCUGAACUGUCAGACUGGUGAAAGGAAUGCAAAGAUGGAUCAGAUCUCUGGCCCAUCAGGUAUUCCAAAUUCUUAACUUUAAGACAGCCCAACUUCCCCGGCUUCUUCAGUUUCUCUUCCCUCUUCAAUCCCCUGAGAUACGGCUAACCAACAGAGCUCCUGGAGGCCCCAGAGCAGAUGAGAAGCACAUCCCAAGAAUUCAGGAGAAGACUGUGAAGAAGAAGGCUGCUCUGGAACAAAGCAGAGUCAUGGUCCCAAACAAGAACAGUGGGAGAGAGGAUGGGAGAUGGUUUGAGGCACCAGAGAGCUGUUGAUAAGUAGGAGAAAGGAGGAAUUUUAUUUUGAACUGAGAGAGAGGCCCUAGCACAGUGAAAGCAAAAAUGCUUCCUUUUACCUAUCUCUUGCCAGCGGAGUAGGAAGGACAGGAAAUGUAGGAGGAAGACCUACAGCAGUGCCCUGGGAUGGAGGAAUUGUGUGUGGAAUAGAGGAGAAGGGGCGGUUGGUCAUGGACAUGUAUCUCAAUUUUACUUUGAGAUUUAGGUUAGAACUGACUUCACCACAGUUCUCACUCUCUCCCAUUGAACCAUUGAAAUGGGAGCCAACAUAAAAGAUGAGGCUUUUUGGGUUGGGUACUCAAGGAGAAGGUGGCGUGGAAGCCAAGUUGCAAAGGCUUAUGUACCCCUGAAAUCCUAUUAACAUUUUAGCAGAAUAUGAAUAGGGGGGUGCUGCCUUCCUUUUGAGGGAAUGUAGAAAAACACUAGAUACAUAGUCUCUCUAGUAUUCCUUUCUAUCCACUGAAACAAGGCUGAGAAUACUAUCAACCACUACCACCAUGACCACUGCACUGCCAAAAGUUAGGUGCCCUCCCAAUGCUGGGCAGACUGUUCCAGGCAAUUUACACUCAUUAAUCCCAUUUAACAUUCACACCAAAGCUCUGAGUUUCCAUUUUACAGAGGAAGACAUUGGAGCUCAGAGAAAUGAAGAAACUUCUUCAAGUUCACACAGCUAGUAAGAGUUUUAAAAACCUCCAUGCAAAAGUGUUGUCUGGAUGCUCUCCCCACUGUUACCCUUGCAAACCUCCAGGAAGAUUGGUUGAAAGUCUGAAUAAGAGUCCCUCUCCUCCACUGGGUACCUGCCCCUCCUCACGCUCACAAGAAAACCAAGGUUUUCUCCUUGGGGUUGUUAACCCCAGUCCAGUGGAGAGUGGAGAGGAGAUGGUGUUCUGAACCUAGGAAGGGACUAAGUCCUUCUUCAUAUGAAACAAGAACCCCAGUACCCUUCCCUUAUCCAUCUAACAAAACGAUGACAGACAGACUCAUACCCUGUCACAGUAGGACCCUAGAUGAUCCUCUCAUGGGGACACGGCCCCGUCUGAGAAAAAAGGCUGACAGAUACACAAUUGGAAAUCCUCCAACACAAAAUCUGGGUGUCUGUCCUAUUACCCACUAGAUAGUGAAGUUCACAAUGCAACUAAGCCCUUUUGCUAACAGAGAGCAUCUAAUCAAUUUGUUAGAGUCUCAUUCUUAAUUAUGACCAGCAAUCAUUUGAAGAAAAGGCCCUAACAUGAAAGACACCAACAAAUAAAUGAGAGGGUAGAUACAGUCAUUUUCAGCAUAAAAGGUCUCAACAUUUUUAUCACCUUUGACUUUUAUUAGAAAGUGACUGGAGGAUGUGUUCCCUCAAAAUAAGAGAGUAAACCGAAAUAGAGGAAUACUUGGCAGUUAGGAAUCAAGUAAUCCAACACAGGAGAAAGGUGAAGAUAACUCCCAGGAUGUUGGUAUGUAGUAGGCUUAGAAAGCAACUCAUUUGGGUUGGGGAAGGACUCUCAAAGAACUCUAGGAGGAAUGAAUGUCUAGGAGAAAAACAAGAAACUAAUUGAGAGAGCUCUUCUCUUGGAGAGCUGUGGAUGAAUUAGUGACAAAUACAUAGAAAACUAUGCAAGUGGGAAGAAUGCUAGAGGGAAAUAAACUGUUGUAUAAAAGAGGAAAUAUAACCAUAGUACACUACAUGGCUCCGUUGUGAAUAAUACUGACACAGCAAAUAAUGUAAAUACAGUAGCCUCUACCCUCAUUUGCAGUUUCGCUUUCCACAGUUUCAGUUACACAUGGCUAACUAUGAUCCAAAAAUAUUACAUGGAAAAUUUCAGAAAUAAACUAUUCUUAAGUUUUAAAUUGCAUGCCAUUUUUGCAUAGUGUGAUGAAAUCUCAUGUCAUCCUACUCUGUCCUGCCCAGGAUGUGAAUCAUGCCUUUGUCCAGCAUAACCAUGCUGUAUAUACCCACCCAUGAGUUAUUUAGUAGCUGUCUAGAUAAACAGAUUGACUGUCAUGGUAUCACAGUGCUUGCUUUCAAGUCACCCUUAUUUUACUUAAUAAUGGCCCCAAAGCACAAGAGUAGUGAUGCUGGCAACUCAGAUAUGCCGAAGAGAAGCUGUAAAGUACUUCCUUUAAGUGAAAAGAUGAAAGUUUUAGACUUAAUAAGGAAAGAAAAAAAAUCAUAUACUGAGGUU
Molecule: messenger RNA, 4241 nt
Organism: Microcebus murinus (gray mouse lemur)
Lineage: Eukaryota; Metazoa; Chordata; Mammalia; Primates; Cheirogaleidae
Source: RefSeq, a predicted model, not a curated record